AUGAAAGGAAGGCUCUGGUUAAUAGAUGAUGUGGACCUCCUCGGUCAAGUCUUCGCGGAUCCAGGACGCUAUAAGCAUAUUCAGAACCCUGUUAUGACCGCCUGGAACCAGAUACUGAACCAGAAUCCAGUGGCAGUGGAUGAACUAUCUUUCAUGCUCUGUACCAAUCUACGCACUAUGCCCCAGUCUAUUUUUCCAUCCCAAAUAACUAAGAAACAGACACUCAACGCCCUGGGGUUUCUGAACGCAUACUCAUUCAUCAAGACUCAAGAGUCAAGCAUUAGUAUGCACCAAAUUGUGCGUAGCGCGACCAAAAACUGGCUAAGAAAGGACGGGCUACUUGCUCAUCGCCUUGGAAAAGUUGCUGAGCGGAUGCAGGAGGUUUUACCGGACGAUCAAAAGCUCGCCAUGACGCUAGCACCGUUCAAUGAUGUUUCAAUUUCAAACCCAACUCUAGGCAUGGAUAAGCAAACCACAUUGGAAAAAGAAGUUGCCAAACUCGCAGUCAGGCCCCUACUACUUACUGUACGAGAGAUUUUUGCCUACUAUGAUUCCCGCGAAAGCAAAGAAUGGCACGGAUAUGCGGCGCCUACUGCCGCCGCAUACGCAAAACCACUGCUGUCCAAGGCCUCUCCUCCAUCGGGACUGGUUCAAUCAAGACGAAAAUUUGGAACCAUGGCAGAGAAGACGACUGAGGAUGAGAACACCUUCAAAAGAAGAAAGGAAGAAAUCAUAGCAUUUGAGAUGGGGGCUGCGGGCUUAACAUCACAUAACCCUGCUCUUAUCAUAAGAGGUAUAACCGACUAUGCAGACUCCACCAAAAGCCGACUAUGGCGGGACUAUGCUGCACAAACAGGCACGCAAUUUCCCAAAGAGUUACGAGAGUUUUCAGCUAAUAUUCGUGGUAUCGAUGGUCUUCCCCAGUGGAGUGAUCUUACUACAAAUGUUUCUUCUUCUCCAGAAGUUAGCGGAAACAUCUCAUUUUCUAUGCCUGGGUUGAACUCGCGGUCCGAUUUCUAUCGAGUAGCUAUAGUUUAUCUCAUCAACCACUUUGCCACCGACGCUGAACUUCUAGCACUCUACGAAGAAGCAGUACAGCAAAUAAACGAAACUAGUUUCAUCAAUAAUUAUCAACAUCUGCUGAAAAUCUAUUACUUGGAGUUAGAGUUCAAAAGUCAGGAUCCAUCCCAGAGGCAGACAAUCGUGCUUUUGCGAAAACAGCGCGAAAGACACUUUCUUUCACAUCAGAUAUAUCAUGCUGUGAGGUCUCCUGAUACACCGAACCAAGGAAGAAAACGUACUUUGCUGGACCCGGAUGAAAGGCAACUACGACUACUAAAUAUGUUCCUCGAAAAAAAUACCAACAAUAGUGCAGCCUCUCAGAAUACAGCCGGUACUUCAACAGAUACCGAAUGGUAUACUGAGAGUGAAGGAAGUGAUAGCAACGCGGACUCCACCGACAGCUACCUGGCAUUUCCUGAGCUGAAGUCUAGAGCCCGGUUUCUGUGCGAAGGCCAACCAUAUAAGCAGUACAAGGAGCAGCUACGCAAUCUUGCCUUACAUAAAGCACGAGACCAAGCCAAGAAAAGUCAAUUUGGAGCAAUCCAAGCGCAACCAGAAGUGGAAAUGCCAGAAAUCCAUGAAAACACAAGACCCAAACGGCCUAUUGUAGCGGGAGAGAUGGAGAGCCAGCCAAGUAGCCGAUGGAAUUUUCUCGACAAGACUGUGAAACUUCUGCAAAAUGUCCGAUUCCAGCCCAGUCAACAACUCUGCGAUCGUUUUCUUUAG
Aspergillus puulaauensis is the source of this 1788-nucleotide messenger RNA. RefSeq lists its product as uncharacterized. The record is from RefSeq and is a predicted model, not a curated record. Gene Ontology annotation, molecular function: catalytic activity. NCBI's taxonomy places the organism in Eukaryota, Fungi, Ascomycota, Eurotiomycetes, Eurotiales, Aspergillaceae. The coding region runs from base 1 to 1788 and encodes 595 amino acids. The transcript has 3 exons. Gene Ontology annotation, biological process: nucleoside metabolic process.